UUUCAGCUAUACAGAUUUUGCGCCUGAGGUUAGCUGGGUGAAAGGUGAAAGGGCGAAUCAACAUGGACACCCUACCGGACAGUUUGUCUGCCAAGUUCAAAGGAUCCUUUGCCUACAAGACCGUGAAGGACCGCAUUCCGUCCAUUCUAGUGAAGGUCAUUGAUGUGUUGGCACGGAACUAUGGCAAGUUCAAGGAAGACUAUGGAGAGGAAGGAGUGGAGGAUGCCAAGGGUGUGGUUGGACGACUGUCAGGUCUGAGGAAUGAAAUGCAGACAGACAAACCUGUAGUUCCACUGACGGACACCAGGGCAGACAUUAAAAUAUGGAACAGGUACCUUGAGGAGGUGCGUGCAGCACAGGGAAGUGAUCCCAGCUGGUUCACGUCUGCGUGGCUGUAUGUGGAGUGUUACAUGUACCGCCGGAUCCAGCAGGCAUUGGAAGAAAGCACCAGACUGAGGACCUUUGACCCAUUCAGAGCUCAGAAAGCGGCUGGUCUGUUGAACUCGGAGUCGCCCAUCGCUAGCCUGGCCUCCUACGUACAUGAAGCCACCCAGGACCCCAGCACACUUACACAACAGGACAUCCAUACACUGUUCAACCAGCUCAUACAGGUGAACCUAUGGGGGAACAAGUGUGACCUGUCCAUCUCCGGUGGAUCAGAGAACUACCAGAAACAUGACCCCAUCCAGCAGCUAGCCAGUCUCAAGCCAUUCAUCAUCAUCAACCAAACUGACCAGGUUUGGGGCAGGAUCAGCCAACCCAAGUCCUCCAAACGUGUCGACCUGGUGGUGGACAACGCUGGCUUCGAGCUCUUCUCGGAUUUGGUGUUGGCAGAACUGCUGCUUGUGACAAAACUCGCUGACGUGAUACACUUCCAUCUGAAGGCCAUGCCGUGGUUUGUGUCGGACGCCACGCGGGAGGAUUUCAUGUGGACUCUUGACGUCCUGAGGGCGUCAAACCACGCGGCCGUGUCGCAUUACGGCAACCGGUGGCGCCAGUGGGUGGAGGACGGGACCUGGGUCCUGCACGAGCACGACUUCUGGACGUGUCCGCACGACUACAGCCAGAUGGAGGCGGUUGCGCCGGACUUGUACGCCGACCUGGCCAAAUCCCAUCUCGUCGUCUUCAAGGGGGAUCUGAACUACCGCAAGAUAACCGGCGACUUGAAAUGGCCACACACGGUUCCCUUCAGCCGCGCUCUGCGAGGGUUCCUGCCGUCGGCGCUGUGCACGCUGCGCACGCUCAAGGCCGACCUGAUCGUGGGUUUGGAAGAGGGGCAGGCGGAACGUAUCGAGAGGGAGGCAGAGGAAGCAGCUGAUUGGAUGGUUAGUGGCAACUGGGCUGUCGUCCAAUACUGUGAUCAGCUUUAAUGCAGCACAGUUGUGAGGAAAGGGCUCUCCAAAAUGGGACAGUACAAAAUUAGAUACGUAUGAUGUGUGUUUUACAAUCAACGUUAUACAUGUCAAAGGGAGAAAUGUUAAGGGCAACUUAUUAUUCAUAAUGACUCUGGGGAGUUUUGUAUUGUUUGUAAAACAUGUCACUAUUAUUAGUAAUGAUCAAUGCUGAAAUCAGAGGGAAACACUCUUAAAAGAAAAGGAAAUUUAUGGGAGGUCUAAUUUUUGUUGUUCAUAUCCUUAAGCAGGGAAGUCAUUGGGGCCCUGUGACAGAAUACGCGUACACAAUUGACUACAGUUGGGACACAAGUUCAGAAGCCUUUGAAGAGAUUCGUACAAUGUCAUAUAAGAGUCCAAAUGAUUUUUUCUAUGACCAACAGUAUUGUAGGGGACAGUGGACUGCCAUGCAAAGAUAACUGUUGCACUUUUUGAUUUUAUUUGCAUACAAAGAAAAAUCUCCCCCUCCUCCCCUUUGUGAACAAAAUGAUCUUGCCCUAGCCUUCUAAAUAAAACAUUGGCUUGCCUGAGUUAGUUUAGACGCUCCAGCCUAUUUAAGGAUUGGUUACGCUUUUACCAAAUCCCUGUCAGAAAACCAGGAAGCAAGUAAUCUUUGUUCAUUUAACACUAACGCAAAGGACUCAUCAGGCACAGUCUCAAGAAGGACCAAAGACGUCACAACCCAUCUUUGAUCUUAGAACGGCUGGGACUAUCCGUACCAAGUGUUUGUUGAAGGAUUUGAAAUCUUAGGAUAAAAAAGAACUGAACCCGUAAUACUGUAAGGGCAAGUUGGAUUCUGAUAUGAUUGCUAUGCUACAUGGACAUUGUUUGGGACAUACUGAAUUUGCAAUUAGAUUUGGAUGAUAUCUAUCAUAUUAUAUAUAGUAACAUCAGAUAUACAUGUAUGUUACACACAAUCUAAGUUUAAUAAAACUUUUCAAUAAUGCCUCAUGCCAGGAUACUUUUGGUGACUGUCUUUCCUGGCUUCUACAUCAUAGUUAACCAGUUUUGUCAGCUACUUUAAAGUCUAUGAUCAUAUUGAUACACUAUACAAGUAUACUAUACAAAUUGUAGGAAAAGGAAGGAAUUUCACCAAGUGAAAUAAAUGUAAAAUUUUGCUAUAGGAGAGGGAAGGAGGUUUUUGCAGUGUUUU
This is a messenger RNA of Branchiostoma belcheri (Belcher's lancelet), 2544 nucleotides long. RefSeq names its product protein-glutamate O-methyltransferase-like. The transcript has 6 exons. The record is from RefSeq and is a predicted model, not a curated record. Gene Ontology annotation, biological process: DNA damage response. Gene Ontology annotation, molecular function: phosphatase activity. Gene Ontology annotation, cellular component: nucleus; cytoplasm. NCBI's taxonomy places the organism in Eukaryota, Metazoa, Chordata, Leptocardii, Amphioxiformes, Branchiostomatidae. The coding region runs from base 63 to 1370 and encodes 435 amino acids.